GUCAACUUGUGUGCACAAAGGAUAGAUAGAAGCGUAUUCAAGAUUGUAAUUAACAACCAAAUAUUUAUAUACAAAUAUCACCUGAAAGAAAGUAAACGCGAAUAAUUUUAUUUAAAAAAGACGCAUUAUAACAACAUGAUGGACACGGUUAUACCAAAUAAUACUACGCCGUUAUCGCACAUGGUGUUGCAUAGUAGUGGUCGGCAUUUAACUCCGGGAGAAUGUGAUAUAAAACCACUUGUUACGUCACCUCCAACUAUCGGAGAAUAUACAAAUCAUAUGGCAAUGCAACAGCAAACAAGCAUCGAAGAUAUAGAAGAAGAAACGUCAAAAGAAUCGAAUUCACCGAUGAAAUCUCGAAACUACCAGCAUGCCAAACCGCCUUACAGUUAUAUAUCUCUCAUAACAAUGUCAAUACAAAAUACACCCGGAAAAGCUGUUACACUUAGUGAAAUAUACCAAUUUAUAAUGGAUCACUUUCCAUAUUACAGACAAAAUCAACAACGGUGGCAAAACUCUAUACGACAUAGUUUAUCUUUUAAUGACUGUUUUAUAAAAGUGCCACGUUCUCCAGACAAGCCUGGUAAAGGAAGUUUUUGGACACUUCAUCCUGAUGCGGGAAAUAUGUUUGAAAACGGAUGUUAUUUACGGCGACAGAAGAGAUUUAAAUCUGACAGAAAAGCUAGUUUAAAUAUAAUGAACCACAGUCGAGUAAAUGAUAUGUAUAAUCCAGCAGGCAUGCAACAGAUAAAAAUAAACCAAUCAGCUCGAGUAACUGGUCCUCCUUUAGAGUACCUCCUCCAUAUAUGCAUAACUCUUUUGCUGGUGCUUAUAGAACUUCACUCUUUCAACCAUCCUUUUGCUAUAAAGAACAUUAUUGCGCCUGAACAUGAAGGCGAUUUUAGAUAUGCUGACCCUAUGCACUUUCCAUAUCAUCCAUCCACAUUUACACCACCACCCUCAAUGUAUGGAAAGGACUCUAUGCCACCUGCAAGUAGUGGGGACUCUUUUAAUAUGUCUUCUUCAAUGUCACUACCAUUUAACCCAUACUACCAACCGUGUAUGAUGCCUCAGCAGCAACAUAGUGGUCUUGUUUAAAGUUAUUAUUUAUGAAUUCAUUUUAGAUUAUCAAAAGGAAAAUGUUCCUCGACUACUACCUACUACAUAAAUUUUAUUUUUGGAAGCUUUAUAUAUAUAUAUAUAUAUAUAUAUAUAUAUAUAUAUAUAUAUUAUCACAUAGAUUUAAAUUUUAUAUAUUUGAGUUAUAUUUUAAACAAAGUGAAAUAACUUUAGCUAAUAAUUUAUUUAUGAGCGACCGAAAACAUUUAUGAGUGGUUGUAAAGUAACCAAAUAACAUUUAAAUUCUCGAAAAAAG
This is a messenger RNA of Hydra vulgaris (swiftwater hydra), 1375 nucleotides long. Its product is annotated as hepatocyte nuclear factor 3-beta-like. Lineage: Eukaryota; Metazoa; Cnidaria; Hydrozoa; Anthoathecata; Hydridae. Gene Ontology annotation, molecular function: DNA-binding transcription factor activity, RNA polymerase II-specific; RNA polymerase II cis-regulatory region sequence-specific DNA binding. Gene Ontology annotation, biological process: cell differentiation; regulation of transcription by RNA polymerase II; anatomical structure morphogenesis. The record is from RefSeq and is marked provisional.